Messenger RNA from Dermochelys coriacea (leatherback sea turtle), 1940 nucleotides. It is a transcript of the gene PSMD3, whose product is annotated as proteasome 26S subunit, non-ATPase 3. The coding region runs from base 102 to 1664 and encodes 520 amino acids. The transcript is spliced from 12 exons. Gene Ontology annotation, biological process: ubiquitin-dependent protein catabolic process; regulation of protein catabolic process. Lineage: Eukaryota; Metazoa; Chordata; Testudines; Dermochelyidae. Gene Ontology annotation, molecular function: enzyme regulator activity; protein binding. Gene Ontology annotation, cellular component: proteasome complex; proteasome regulatory particle, lid subcomplex. The record is from RefSeq and is a predicted model, not a curated record.
UCGCGGCGGAGCCGGCCGCCUCCUCCCGCGAUUGUUGCACCGUCACCGCGAGCGGCGCGAGCUCCGGGCCCGGCUCCCCCCCCCCGCCCCCCGCCCGCGCCAUGAAGCAGGAGGGCGCGUCCCGCCGCCGCCCCGGCGCCGACAAGGCCAAGCCGCCCCCCGAGGAGCCGCCGCCCGGGCCCCCGGACGUGGAGAUGCAGGAGGAGGCGGCGGACGGGGCCGGCGGCGCCGCCGGGGAGAAGCCGCCGCAGCGGGAGCUCGACGCUGUCACGCUGGAGGACAUCAAAGAGCAUGUGAAGCAGCUUGAGAAGGCCGUGUCUGGAAAGGAGCCUCGCUACGUCCUGCGUGCCCUACGGGCUCUGCCCUCCACCUCCCGCCGACUCAACCCCAACGUGCUCCAUAAAGCCAUCAAUGGCUUCUUCACUUCCAACAGCACCAUGCGGGACUUCCUGCUGGGCUUUCUGGAGGAGCCUAUGGACACAGAAGCAGAGCUGCAGUUCCGUCCCCGGACAGGAAAGGCAGCCUCAGCCCCCCUCCUGCCAGAGGUGGAAACCUAUCUCCAGCUGCUCCUAGUCAUCUACCUGAUGAACAGUAAACGAUAUCCAGAGGCCCAGAAAGUAUCUGAUGACCUGAUGCAGAAGAUCAGUCCUCAGAACCGCCGAGCCCUCGAUCUGGUGGUGGCCAAGUGUUAUUACUACCACUCCCGCAGCUACGAGUUCCUGAAUAAACUUGAUGUGGUCAGGAGUUUCCUGCAUGCCCGUCUGAGGACGGCAACCCUCCGUCAUGACGCAGAUGGUCAGGCCACCCUCCUGAAUCUGCUGCUGAGGAACUACCUUCACUAUAACCUCUAUGACCAGGCAGAAAAGCUCGUCUCCAAAUCAGUUUUUCCUGAGCAGGCCAAUAACAACGAGUGGGCCAGGUACCUCUAUUACACAGGUCGCAUCAAAGCCAUUCAGCUGGAGUACUCUGAAGCACGGCGGACCAUGACGAAUGCCCUGCGGAAGGCACCACAGCACACAGCGGUCGGCUUCAAACAGACGGUCCACAAGCUGCUCAUCGUGGUAGAGUUAUUGCUGGGCGAGAUCCCGGACAGACUCCAGUUCAGACAGCCUUCCCUCAAGAGGUCACUCAUGCCCUACUUUCUCCUGACACAGGCUGUUCGGACGGGUAACCUAGCCAAGUUCAACCAGGUCCUGGAUCAGUUUGCGGACAAAUUUCAGGCAGAUGGGACCUAUACCCUUAUCAUCCGGCUGAGACACAAUGUGAUUAAAACAGGUGUUCGCAUGAUCAGCUUGUCCUAUUCACGCAUCGCACUGGCCGACAUUGCUCAGAAACUGCAGCUGGACAGCCCGGAGGAUGCUGAGUUCAUUGUUGCCAAGGCCAUCCGGGACGGUGUGAUCGAAGCCAGCAUUAACCACGAGAAAGGCUACGUCCAGUCCAAAGAGAUGAUUGACAUCUACUCCACACGGGAGCCUCAGCUUGCCUUCCAUCAAAGGAUCUCCUUCUGCCUCGACAUCCACAACAUGUCUGUCAAGGCCAUGAGGUUCCCACCUAAGUCUUACAACAAGGACUUGGAGUCUGCAGAGGAGCGCCGGGAGCGUGAGCAGCAGGACCUGGAAUUUGCGAAGGAAAUGGCAGAGGAUGACGAUGACGGUUUCCCAUGAUCCUCUGGGGACAGCAGUGUAUUUUUAUUUUCCCACAGGGAAUAUCCUGUCUGAUAGAAACCAUCCUCUGGUGGCUACAAUCCAGAAUCUGCCUUUCUUUUAUAAACUAUCUGCAUGUACGUAUGGGGGGGGAGGGGGAAGCGGAGACACACCCAGGUUCUAUAUCGCCCUCUGCCUAUUGCAGAGGGAAGUGCUCCCCUGCAACCAUCACCCAAGAGAUCAGCCUAUUAAGGGAAACCCACCCUCCCAAUUCCCAAUAAAACUUCUUUUAAGGUU